Messenger RNA from Papilio machaon (common yellow swallowtail), 3060 nucleotides. RefSeq names its product angiomotin-like protein 2. Gene Ontology annotation, cellular component: cytoplasmic vesicle; plasma membrane; bicellular tight junction. Gene Ontology annotation, biological process: regulation of cell migration; actin cytoskeleton organization. The transcript is spliced from 18 exons. The record is from RefSeq and is a predicted model, not a curated record. NCBI's taxonomy places the organism in Eukaryota, Metazoa, Arthropoda, Insecta, Lepidoptera, Papilionidae. The coding region runs from base 175 to 2913 and encodes 912 amino acids.
AUCUGAGAUUUCAGCAAUCGGAUUAAUACUUGAGGAAAUAUGUAAUAUAUUUUAAUAUAAAAUAGAAUCUUUCAAACAUUAUGUUACAAACAUAGUGUAUAGAAGAGUCGAUUCAUAGAAGUUUUGAUGUAGUGUGAAAUGGUUUCCUGUUGAUAUCGUCAUAAAUAAUCAAACAUGGGGUCCAUGCGUCCAACGGGACGGUUCCUUUCAUUCACGAACAACAUACAAAGGACACAGAAACAACCUGUGUCAAAUGGUUUCCCACAAAGUCUGUCAGGAAGUGAGACAGAUGUAUCUACAUCAAAUGAGAAUUUGUCAAGAGAGGAGCGCUAUGUCGUCCGGCAUACAGCUAGAGUUGAACCUCAGGGUCAAGAGAAUCAAAGUCAAAACAAUAACAAUGGAAAUAAUAGAAACUCAUUAAAGGAAAGUGUAACAGGCAGCAAUCGUAAUUCUCUGAAAGAUUCUGUAGGAGGCGGCAACAGCAAUAGAAGUUCUUUAGAUGUGUCUUCAUCUUCUUACAAUACUCUCAUUAUUCAUAAUCAAGACGAUUCUUGGCCUACAAGACCAACGCCGAUUCGAGAACACGAACGAACAAACAGUGAGGUUAAACAUCCUAAUACUCAAUCUUCUCCAUAUCAUACAUUAAAGAAAACUGAGGGGAAAAAACCUAGUGGCAUACCAUUGCCCAAGAUGCAUAAAGAACAAGCUGUAACAACUAAUGCUAACUAUAUUGAUAUUGGCGGUCAGAGGAUCUAUACUAGCCCACCGGAUCACGGAGUUCAGGAAAUAACGGAGAUCCCGGAUGACUUUCUGAACCAGUCAUCGGUACUGAAGCACCUGGCGAAGGAGGUGGCGCAGUCGCCGACCCCGCGCGGGCCCACGCCACCCGCCUCGCCGCGCGCCUCGCCCCGCACCUCCCCGCGACACCGCGACCGCGCCAAGGACAAGCUCAGCAAGGAUAAACUCAGCCUCUCCAGAUCGCAGCCUGAUCUCACCAGUGUGGGUGUGGGAGUGCGCGCGGUGCCGGGUGGGUCCGAGUCUAGUGGGUGGUGCAGCGGCGGCGAGGGCUCGCUGGAGGAGUCCGAUGAUGCCUUCGCCGCGGUGCUGGAUGCGCUCGCCGCUGAGAACCACCAGCUGAAGAGACAACUCGUCGACGCUUGCGAACGCGUCGCCAAGACCACAAAGUUGGAGGAGGAGGUGGAGAAGGUGCGCCGCGCUCACGAGGAGCUGGUGGGGUCUUGUGAGAGACGCGAGAGGCUGGAGCGUGCGGCGCGUCUGCGUCUGCAGGCGGAUUGCCGCAGACUGCACGAUCUCAACAGAGCACUCAAACAACAGGUGGAGCUAGUGUCUCAGGGUGUGCGCAAUGAGAGCGACAGUAACGCGGAGGCUCUACGCAAGGAGUUGCAGAACAGGGAGAUGCUCAUCGCACAGCUCAUCACACAAAACAAGGAGCUGGCUUGUGCCAAGGAGCGGCAGGAGAUAGAGAUGUCUGCCCAGCGCGCCACACUGCAGGAGCAGCGCACUCACAUUGACAUCCUCGACACAGCGCUCACCAACGCACAAGCAAACGUCGUACGUCUAGAGGAGGAGUGUCGUCAUGCGAGCGGUUAUGUAGAGCGUGUGUUGGGACUUCAGCGUGCUCUGGCCUCACUACAGCAGGCCUCAGACCGUCGCGAGCACACCGAGCGCAAGCUUCGCGCACAGCUUGAGAAGGAGCUGCAGACGUUGCGUAAACGCGAGUGCAACUGCGGAGGUGGUGGGGGCGGGGCGGGAGGUGGUGUGGGCGGGGCCGCGGGGGGCGGGGCGGGGGAGGCGGAGCUGCGGAGGCAAGUCCGCGAGCGUGAUGAAAGGCUGCUGGCGCUGGAGGGGGAGUGCGCCAAGUGGGAGCAGCGCUACCUGGAGGAGGCGGCGCUGAGACAGGCCGCCGUAUCCGCAGCCUCUAUACCUAAAGACGUAAAAAUAGCAGCUCUGGAGAAGACGUCAGCGGAGUCCGAGCGGCUGAUGGCGGAGGCGCGCUGUGAGAAGAUCCGGCACAUGGACGAGCUGCACUCCGCACAGAAGAAGGUGGCUGAUUUAGAGAGCAGAGUGAAGGAGUUGGAAUCUAAGGUGGCAGAACGCGACGCCAUGAUCAAGGUGCUGCAGAAGCACACUAGCGCCGCAUACGACAGCGGUGCAUCUUUACGUAACAAUUCUAGCCGAGAGGAACUUGUGGGCCUGUCGUCAGGUGCGUCGUUCUCCAGCGCGGAAGGUGUGGGCUCAGUGGGCGGUGGCGUUUCGCGAUAUCGCCAUCUGGCGCGCAGGAACUAUUCGCCACAUAACGACAACGCCAGCGGUUGCGGUUUCGACAGCACAUCACUGCGACUGGACGAGCAGCUGGCGGCGCUGGAAUCACGUCUGGAGAGACCACCCGUGCCCGCUCGCGGCCUAUGCUGUUUCCCCGGGUUGGGUGGGGUGGGAGUGGGGGGCCGCACUGGUGGUGCUCGGGGUGGGGGUGGCGGAGAGGAGGCGCUGCUGCUGGAGCGGCAGGGACGCGCUUCACAGCAGACGCGCGCUGCCAGCUUGCCGCCGCCACCCUCCGCCCUACCCCGUCCACCGCGCAAGCCUUCCGCCAGGAACACCAGAUACGACAGGCUCGAACACAACAACAGGAAGGAUUCGGAUGGAUCAGGUUCGAUAGCAUCUACUGCAUCUCGUAGCUCCCCCCUGCCGUACGACACGGUGCGCAAGCUGCCCUCUGUGCCGACAUCGGCGUCGCUCCCCGCGGCGGAGUCCCGGGAGUCCCUGGUACGCCCGCGGGACUCCAGCUUACCCUCGCCCUCCAAGCUGGCCGUGUACGCCGCCGCACGCAGAAGAUCCGCUGAAUCAGCGAAAGAUAAUAAACGACCACAACACCAUUACAGAAUACAGUUUUAACCGAUUGAUGUAGGAUAGCAUUAUGCAAUGUCGUUCAAUGCUACAAAAUAUUGUUUUAGUUUUAACAAAAAUAAACACACUGUUAUUAAUUCUAGACACCAAAAUUGCUCAUUAAAAUAAAUAUAAAAAGUAAUAAUUCACUUACAA